AUGCCGGAGCAGAGUAACGACUACCGGGUGGUGGUGUUUGGAGCCGGUGGCGUGGGGAAGAGCUCGCUGGUUCUUCGUUUUGUUAAAGGCACCUUCAGAGACACCUACAUCCCCACCGUGGAGGACACCUACAGACAGGUGAUCAGCUGUGAUAAGAGCGUCUGCACACUGCAGAUUACAGACACAACAGGAAGUCAUCAGUUUCCCGCCAUGCAGCGUCUGUCCAUCUCCAAAGGUCACGCCUUCAUCUUGGUCUACUCCAUCACCAGCCGCCAAUCACUGGAGGAGCUCAAACCCAUCUACCAACAGGUUGUGGCCAUCAAGGGCAACAUGGAGUCCAUUCCCAUCAUGCUCGUAGGCAACAAGAGUGACGAGACGGCCCAGCGUGAGGUGGAAUCGAAGGAGGGCGAGGCUCAGGCUGGUGCCUGGAAAUGUGCCUUCAUGGAGACGUCGGCCAAGAUGAACUCCAACGUGAAGGAACUGUUCCAGGAGCUGCUGGCUCUGGAGAAGAAGAGGGACAUGAGUCUGAGCAUCGACGGGAAGCGCUCGGGAAAACAGAAACGAGCCGACAAGCUGAAGGGGAAGUGCAGCAUCAUGUAG
Scomber scombrus (Atlantic mackerel) is the source of this 600-nucleotide messenger RNA. It is a transcript of the gene diras1a, whose product is annotated as DIRAS family, GTP-binding RAS-like 1a. Gene Ontology annotation, molecular function: GTP binding; GDP binding; GTPase activity. Gene Ontology annotation, biological process: signal transduction. NCBI's taxonomy places the organism in Eukaryota, Metazoa, Chordata, Actinopteri, Scombriformes, Scombridae. Gene Ontology annotation, cellular component: plasma membrane. The record is from RefSeq and is a predicted model, not a curated record. Bases 1 to 600 code for a protein of 199 amino acids. The transcript is spliced from 3 exons.